CCAGAGGACUCGUUGAUGUCAUUCGUGCUUGAAGUCUCGAUAAACAAAUGCCAGCAAGGACGAAGGGUAAAAUGGCAACGUUAACAAGAGAAUGCAUAGAUUUCAUGUCACCAGCAGAUAUAUCAGACAAUUUAACAGAAAAUUUGCACAUUUAUGAGGAGUUUCUAAAAGAAAGAGAAACUGUUCAAAGAGAAAUAGAACAAUACAAGAAUGACCUACGGGUUAUAGAAAGAACAAUGGAGAAGCAGAAGCAAAAACUCGAGCGCUUGAAGUUUUUCAUUGAUAAUGAGACAGAACAGAAAGAACAACUGGAGUUGACAUUGGCACAGAACACAAGACCAGCUAACGUGAAAGAAAAAAUACAAUCUACAAAAGAUCAGUUGAAAAAAUACAAGGGGGAAGAAGGGAAGAUUUUUUCAACCCAUUUAGAUACAUUGCAGUCCAUAAGAGAAAUAAAUGCAUUGAUUUUGGACCAAACUGAAAAAUUAAUUGAUCUUGAUACGAAGAUAUCGUGCAAAAAGAAAAACAUUUUACUCUUGAAGCAGGGACAAAAUAGGUUGAAGUGGUCGUUGUGAAUGUGGUUAAAUUAAGUCAUCGGUGUACGAGAUUAUGUAGGUUCUUUUAACAACUAAGAAAGAAGUGAAAGGCGAAAGUUUUCUCAAGGUGUUUUCAGAACUGGGAUCUCGUUUUGUCAUAUCCUGAUAUUUUGAUGUUUUGUUUUGUUUUCCUUAUCAGUGUGUUGCUUAGUUAUCUGAUGCGAAGGAGCCUGUAUCCGAAACGAGGCCAAGAAAAGAGUUCUGACAACACAUGGUAAAGACUAGGCCAGGGGCAGCAAAGUCGUAUGCACAAAGUUUAAAUCGUACAAAAUGAAUCGUGCCUUCAUGUGGCUCUUGGUCCUUUCGACCAUGGCACUGACAGCGCUCACUUCUUCAGCUAUUGAUAAGUUCAUGAACAAAUGUUUGGAUUCCAAGAAUCACAAGUCCGUUCCAGGGACAGAAGGGAAGGAGUUCGUUGGUCACUGCAGACCAUGGUCAAACCAUUCAUGCUGUACUGGAACUACAGCUCAGAAGAUAGAAACUGAUGGUAUUCUUUCUUUGUAUAACAUGCUGCUUGAUCAGUGUCCUUCUAUUAAAGGGAUGUCUGAUAAGUGCAAAAGGCAUUUUAAGAAGGACACUUGUUUUUACGAAUGCUCCCCUAAUUUGGCCCCAUGGAUCGUCGAUGACAAAUUUUCUAAGAAAACCCGCACUGAGAGAAUAAUGCAUAUCCCACUUUGUGCAUCGGAUUGUGAUCAGUGGUUUGAAGAUUGUAAAUUCGACUACACAUGCAGUGGUAACUGGGGUAAUAUAAGCACUUGGAAUUGGAAAAAGAAGGGUACACCUGAGAUGUGUACCCAGCCUUGCAAAACAUUCAAAGAGUACUUUGGCAACCCAAAAACCUUUUGCGAAAGACUCUUCAACUAUUCCUUCAAGUAUGGAUCCAGUAACAGCUCAGAAUGUAUGUCUAUGUGGCCAACCUCUUGGAAAGACAAUUUGAAACUUGCACAACAGUAUGCAAAGGAUAGAAUUUCAAAAAAUCCAACCAGUUUUGCAUUGAAAGUUUAUCCAAGUCCAUUGCAGACAACUUUACUGCUGCUCUUUAUAACUGCAUUUUUGUAGAUCAUUGCUGAAUAUUUUGUAGAUCAUACAAGUUGAUUUAGAAACUGACUUUUUUCCCAGGUUGCCAUUGCUAGUUUCUUGAAAUGUUAAAAUAUUGAUCAAAUAGAAGGUAAAGAUAGUCUAUUUACACUCUUUUUUUAUAAGAACCAGUAAAUUUAAGUUCAGGCUGACUGUUCUUAAUUUUUUUCGAAAAUCUGAGGCUGGAUUGUUCUUAAUUUGUUCUUAAUCUAUAGGGUGUAAGCUGUCCGAGUGCUCACUUUUUUGCUCUAGGGUGAUGUGCAGGCCUCAUUUGCCAACAAAGUGAGUGAGACAGCCUUAAUUUGCUGAAAAAUUUGAAUAUUCACCGAAAAAGCACCCACACAUUGCUAAAAAUCCUCAAUUUUUAGAAAAAGCGUUGUUCAAAAUUGCAUUUUGCAAAAGCUCAGCCUCAGUUUGUUCUUAAUUUGUCCUUAACUUUUGACAAAUUUUGAGGCUCGUUCAAAAUUGUUCUUAUAAAAAAAGAGUGUAUUUGUUGUAAUGUUGUUGAUUAUGAUAAUUGUUUGUAAGUGUUACUGAUUCUUCCAAUUUAAAUUAAUUUGUUUCAAAGAUUUGUAUGCUUUAUUCUUUUCUUUGGAAAGAUAGAAAAUCUAGUAAUUUUGAUUCUACUUCCCAGAAGGAAGUUGUGCACCAGACGAUUGGCUUCUGUAAUUAACCAAAAGGAAGUUCUGUUACGAAACUAAGAUUUUAAGCUUCCCUAAGCCAACCCAUCAGCAGAAAAUAUAUGUAGUUUUAUAUAUCUUGCCACAUUCAAUUGAUUUUUAAUGUUGUUCACAAUCUUAAUAAAAAUUGAACUCAAAUCAAUUUUUUCAGUUAUACAGAAGAGUGAUGGCAAUUCUCUAAUUUGACAACUGAUUGCAAAUAUUUUGUCUCAGAUGCAUUCAAGUGUGAUUGUGAUUGUAAAUUAGCAAGUAAAUAUUAUGAUUUUGUGUGAUA
This is a messenger RNA of Rhopilema esculentum, 2627 nucleotides long. Its product is annotated as folate receptor gamma. Gene Ontology annotation, cellular component: external side of plasma membrane. Gene Ontology annotation, molecular function: signaling receptor activity. NCBI's taxonomy places the organism in Eukaryota, Metazoa, Cnidaria, Scyphozoa, Rhizostomeae, Rhizostomatidae. The record is from RefSeq and is a predicted model, not a curated record.